CUUGUUCCCGGUGUUUUCCCUAAAAAGAACUCGGAAAAUUGAGAGAACUUCCAACAGUGGAGCGAUUUGGUUGAUCUCCAUUGUUACCGUAAAAAGGUCUGAUGGCUUCGAACAAUCCUACCACCGCAUUUGACAAAGAACAGAUCUUUGGAAUGGCAGAAAAAGAAAUGGAGUACAGAGUGGAAUUAUUCAAUAAGCUUACCCAAACAUGCUUCAAUAAAUGUAUUGAGAAAAGGUACAAGGAAUCUGAGCUUAACAUGGGGGAAAAUAGUUGCAUUGAUCGUUGUGUGUCAAAAUAUUGGCAGAUGACAAACUUGAAGUGUUUGGAUACUCUGACUCAGAUUUUAGUGGAUGUACUAAUGAUAUGA
Telopea speciosissima is the source of this 368-nucleotide messenger RNA. Its product is annotated as mitochondrial import inner membrane translocase subunit TIM10-like. Gene Ontology annotation, cellular component: mitochondrial inner membrane. The coding region runs from base 102 to 368 and encodes 88 amino acids. Gene Ontology annotation, biological process: protein insertion into mitochondrial inner membrane. The record is from RefSeq and is a predicted model, not a curated record. The transcript is spliced from 6 exons. NCBI's taxonomy places the organism in Eukaryota, Viridiplantae, Streptophyta, Magnoliopsida, Proteales, Proteaceae.